GUUUUAAGCUCCACGCCAGUGAUUAGCCAAUAGGGUUAUGGGGCAUUGCGAUUACCUGUGCUAUGGGCAUGCCGAUUGGUGGAGAGGCCAGAUGAGCCGGGACUAAUCCCCUGAGGGACAGAUGGUGGUCAGGGCUUACGGCACCUGUAGGCUGGUCUCAGUGGGAGCCUCAGCACCCUGAUUAGCCUGGCUGAGAAGAGUGGGGAACACACAGAAAUAUCUUCAAAAUUGUCUUUUCUAAGGGAAAAGGAAGAAGUUGUUAAGACUGUCCGGUCUGCAGGUUUCUGGAAACAUGUCGGUGGUGGUGAGCAUGUGGCUGAGAGCCGUGGCUGCGACUGCACUGUCUCUCCUGCUGACUGCGCAGCACCUGCAUGCGUCUGCACUGUCUGCCGUCUCCUCCUAUGAGUUCAAAGGAUUCAGGAUGCAACAGUACCUGCUGCAGCAGGACAGACAUGGUUGCCGUGGAGCCAUAGUGAUGGCUGAGGCGCGCUCGUCUGACCACCCGGCCCUGACGCGGCGCUGUGUGAUCAUGAAGCUGCCGGACUUCACGCUGGACCGCUACGAGGAGGCUCAGAGGCAGAACGCAGCGGCCGUAUUGAUCCUGUUGCCCAGCAACCUGUCUUCUGUGCCACAGGAGGUUAUACAGAGCUUUAUGGAGACUGAGGCAGAGGUGUUGCAGAGGGACGCCAUGAUGCCCUUGUACGUGGUGCCAGAGGACGAGCAGCUGCUCCACGUGUACGAGGAGGUGAAGCAGGACGCAGCCACCAGGGCCUCCUCCAUCCUGGUCAGAGUUCUGCGGAGCAUGGUGACUGCCACUGCAUUUCAGAUUUUAGUGAGCAACAGCAGCCCAAUCAAGCCCUUCACUGACAACACCAUCAUCACACUGGAGGGAGUUUUGCCUGGAGUGGGAGAGGACCCCCAGACUAUUGUCAUCACUGCCCAUUACGACUCCUUUGGGCUAGCACCGGUAAGUUCUGUUAGCACUGGAGGGGUGUACUCUGUGUAUCGACUAAGUGGACUAGGUUAUGAGAACUGUGUUUAAAGGAAGGAUUAAAACACCAUGAGACAAUUUAAUUGUUUUAGCGCUAUAUAAAUAAAAUUGAAUUGAAUUGAAUUGUUUAAAGAGAGGAUUAAAACACAAGGGGUUUGGAGGGUUGUACUCUCUGUAUGGACUAGGUGGGCUAGGUCAUUUAAGAGGACUGUAUUUAAAGGGAGGAUUAAAACACCAGGGUUUGGGAUUGAGAAGUGCAAGAGACUAAAACAGGCAGGCAGUGAAUCCACAGUGGGAUCAUGAGGUAAUUUGUUAAUUCUGUUUUAAGAAAUAAGUUUCUUUCAAUAUGAACACUCUUCCUUAGAGUCUGCUCACCACACUAAUGAAAGGACUCUGCCUGUAUGACAACAUUUUGUUGAUUUUAUCCAUUCAAUCACAAAAUGGUUCCUCUGUAUAAAAAGAGUGUGACUGUCCCUGUCCUGUGCAGGAACUAUCUGAUAUAAGCGCCAGGUUAGGCUGUGCAGGAACUCUCUGAUAUAAGCGCCAGGUUAGGCUGUGCAGGAACUCUCUGAAAGUAGCGCCAGGUUAGGCGGUGCAGGAACUCUCUGAUAUUAGCGCCAGAUUAGGCUGUGCAGGAACUCUCUGAUAUU
This is a messenger RNA of Clupea harengus (Atlantic herring), 1641 nucleotides long. RefSeq names its product nicalin-1-like. The coding region runs from base 293 to 1042 and encodes 249 amino acids. The record is from RefSeq and is a predicted model, not a curated record. The transcript is spliced from 6 exons. Gene Ontology annotation, biological process: regulation of signal transduction. Gene Ontology annotation, cellular component: membrane. Lineage: Eukaryota; Metazoa; Chordata; Actinopteri; Clupeiformes; Clupeidae.